AUGGCUCCAAAUCAAGACAUUGGUUGGGAUUAUGCUACUCCAGUUGGUAAUGACAGAAAGGUUGCAAAGUGUAAUUAUUGUGGUAAAAUUGUACACGGAGGAAUUACAAGAAUGAAACAACAUAUUGGACAUGUAGCAGGACAAGUAGAGGCAUGUCCGGCAGCUCCAAGAGAUGUAAGCGAGCUUUUAAAGAAACACUUGAAAGAAGGUAAGAAUGCAAGAGCUGCAACACAAAAGAAAAAAGAAUCAUUGCUUUCGUCCAUCAAUCUACUAAAUGAAAAUGAGGAUGAUGAAGAUGAUAAUGUUUUCGAGCUUAAUGAAGAAGAAAUUGAAGUUUUGGAAAGAAAGCAAUAUAAGCGAGCUAUGGAAGAAAGUAGAUACAUGAGAUUUAUGGAAGAGCAACGUAGGCAUUCUAUAUCUGGAGGUCAGCCAACUAUGGAUUUUACAUCUGGGAGUACCAGUUCAAGUAUGCCGAAUCUAUUGUCCUCUAGAAAUAAAAGAGCUUUGUCACAGAGUUUUAAACUCAAGGAAGGAGUUUUGGGGCCAAAAGGAGUUGAUCCAUACAUGUUUCCCUCAAAAAAUAAGUCAAUAAAAACUGAUAGUGGUCCUUAUUAUCAAUCGAUGAUUGACACAAUUGCUAGUGCUGGAACUGGAAUUAGAGGGCCAACAGGUAAACAAAUUGGAGGUGAAUAUUUGAAUGAGGAGAUGACAGAUGUUGACCAAUACAUUAGUUCCAUUAAACAUAAAUGGAAAACAUAUGGGUGCACAAUCAUGUGUGAUGGGUGGAGUACUCGGACAAAGCAUCCAAUCAUUAAUUUCAUGGUGUACUGUGAUAGAGACAUGAUAUACCACAGCUCUAUCGAUUGUACAAACAAGGUAAAGACUGCAAACUUUGUCUUAUCCUUAAUGGAUAAAGUUGUGGAUUCCAUUGGAGAACAAAAUAUUGUACAAAUUGUCACUGAUAGCGAAUCUAGCAUGAAGGCAGCCGGAGAGCAACUGAUGAAGAAAAGGAAGCAUUUGUUUUGGUCACCAUGUGCUGCACAUUGCAUUGAUUUGAUGCUAGAAGACAUUGGUCAGAUGAAGUCAAUAAAGGAUGCUAUCAAACAAGGUAAGAGAAUUACCAGUUUUAUAUACAAUAGUGACAAAGUGGUCAACCUAAUGAAGACAUAUACAAAUCAUAGAGAGUUAUUGCGACCCGGCAUAACAAGAUUUGCUACCGAGUUCAUUGCAAUGGAAAGUCUUCUUUGUCAUUCUACCGAAUUGAAACGAAUGUGUACUUCAAAUGAGUGGCAGGAGUAUAAUAGCAGUUCUAAAAGAAGGGAAGAAGCUGCUGAAGUGUCUGACUUGAUUUUGUCAGAAAGAUUUUGGAAAAAGGUACGACGGGUAUGUGCAAUCAUGGAGCCGCUAGUGAAAGUUUUAAAAGUGAUUGAUCAGGAUAAAAAACCAACACUACCCAUCAUAUAUGAGGCAAUGGAUAGGGCUAAAAUGGCAAUCCAAAGUGCAGUGAAAGACUAUGAAAAGUAUUGGGAUAUCAUUGAUGACAGAUGGUAUAGGCAGUUACAUCGAAACUUGCAUGCAGCAGCCUAUUUCUUAAAUCCCGCUCUUCAAUAUUCCGGCACUUGUGAAUUUAACACGUCUGAAGUUAGAAGGGGAUUGAAAGAAGUAAUCAAAAGGCUUGAACCAAAUUUAGAAGUGCAAGCAAAAGCAAUGAACGAGAUAAAUACAUUCGUGAACAAAAUUGGAGAGUUUGGAAGUGCACUUGCAAUUAAGGUAGUAGCUGCAUCUUUACCAGCUGAAUGGUGGAAUAUGUAUGGUGAAGAAGCUCCUAAUUUAAGAAAUAUUGCAAUUAAAGUUCUAAGUCAAACUUGUACAUCAUCUGGCUAUGAAAGAAAUUGGAGUACGUGGUCUUUGAUACAUACAAAACUUCGAAAUCGAUUGGCAAUUGAAAAGUUGCACAAGUUGGUAUUCGUGCACUACAACAUGCGGCUUAGAGUGAAGAAUUUGAUGUACAAAAAUGACACUGAUGAUUUUUAUGAUCCAAUUGAUUUAAAUCACAUUUUUGAUGAAAAUGAUAUAUUAGAUGAGUGGGUCCGAGAAAAUGAGCCGUCAUUGAUUCAUGAAAAUGAUUUGAGUUGGUUGGAUAAGGCCAUCAGUGAAAGUGAAGGGAGAGAACAAAGUCAUGAUAGUGAUCAUGAUAAUGAUAUGCCUUUGUCCCAAUUCAUAACUGGUAUGAAAAAGAAACAUAAGGAGCGAGCAUCUACGAGCAAAAGCAAGGGUAUUGGGAAGAAAAAAGUUAUAUCAAAAUCCAUUUCAUCUUCCUCUACCAAAAGUUCUAGCAGUGAAAAAGAUGACAGCAGUAAUGAUGAUGAUGAUGGAGGAGCGAACAUGAGACAUUCUCAACCAAAAAAUGUUUAUGGUAGUGGUAGUGGUGGUAACUAUCAUGAUAGCCAAUAUACUGGUGGCAUGUCAUGGGGUCAAGGAGAUGAUAACUAUUAUGCUACUCAAGACACUGAUCAUGGAUAUCGUCCUGGUAUAGAAGCACAGCGGCAAUAUUUGAGCAAAAUAACUGAAUUUUCAAGUGAAGGUGACUCUUCUUACAACUCAAAUUCUAGGAGAUAUUCUGAAUUUCAUGAGCACAUGCAAGAUUUAAAUGUAGGUCAUUCAUAUGGAGUCUAUGAUUCUGGUAAAAGUUUGGGUACUAGGUGGUCAGGACAUGAAUUUGAGCGAUCACUUGCAGGCUCUAUUUCUUAUUGCUCUGAAUACGGAUCAUAUGGUGGACCUAGCCAUCUUCAGAGGUCCACUAGUGUUUCUACUGGAUCAUAUGGUGGACCUAGCCAUCUUCAAAGGUCCACUAGUGUUUCUACUGGUGGAUAUUAUAAUCGGCCAACUGGAAUACAUCAUGACGAAUCUGCAUUUGAUUCACGUAGCAUUGGUUAUUAUGGACACAACUAUGGUUCAUCCAGUAGCACCAAUGAUAGUUUACACUAUCGAGGGUUCAGUUACUACCAUAGAGGUGACGAAUUUGGAUCAAAUCCACCACCAUUGCCACAUUUUAAUCAUGGUUCAUCUAGUGCGUCAUCAAACUUAAGAGAUGAACAAUAUGGUUCAUAUAUUUCUUCCCAUUCACAUGAAGAAAAUCAAAUGCAAAUGCCAUAUUCUUACUCUAAUCGGUCGGAAGAUGAGCAUGAUUUUGAACCUCCUCGUCAUUCUACAUGGCACUAA
Coffea eugenioides is the source of this 3222-nucleotide messenger RNA. RefSeq lists its product as uncharacterized. The record is from RefSeq and is a predicted model, not a curated record. Gene Ontology annotation, molecular function: protein dimerization activity; DNA binding. NCBI's taxonomy places the organism in Eukaryota, Viridiplantae, Streptophyta, Magnoliopsida, Gentianales, Rubiaceae. The transcript is spliced from 6 exons. Bases 1 to 3222 code for a protein of 1073 amino acids.